CCUUCCAGCCGCUGUUGGCCUACAGCUCCCAUCAUCCCUGGCUGCUGGCCAGUGGCCACUGUGAGCGGGGAGGAUGAUGGGAGCGGCCACAGGCCGGCAGUAACCGCUGGAGGGCCGCAGCAGCAGCAGCUGGAUACCCAGGGAAGGGGGGGCUCCUCAAAAGAAACCGGGGAGGCUGACGAGAGAGACGCUGCUUUUCCCGCGUUCCGCAGGGGGGGAAACAGCGAGCGCGCACGCGCACGCUCUCCGCUUCGCGCUCUGGCGGGCUGCCGCGCGCCGCCUCUCCUCUCGGCCGCCGUAGCCCCUGCUGGUGGAGCCCGUGCGGCAGCAGGCCUUCUUCCGCCCCCUCCUUCCCCCACCGCUGAGAGGAAGAGAAAGGCAGGGACGGGACAGGAGUCGGGUAACAAGAUGGCGGCCGCUCCGCGGUGGUGGUAGUGGCUUCCGCUGCAGCUGCUGCGGGUCCGGCGCAGGGGACAGGGGCGAAGACGGCGACGGCGGGCCCGGGCGCCAUGAGGAGCGGCCGGCGCAAGGCCUCCUGAGCGGAGUUCCCUCGACCCUCACCCGGCGGGGCCGGGCCCCCACCAUGUCGGACACCCGGCGGCGGGUGAAGGUCUACACGCUCAACGAGGAGCGGCAAUGGGACGACAGGGGCACCGGGCACGUCUCCUCCACCUACGUGGAGCGGCUCAAGGGGAUGUCGCUGCUGGUGCGGGCCGAGUCGGACGGUUCGCUGUUGUUGGAAUCGAAGAUAAAUCCAAACACUGCAUAUCAAAAGCAGCAGGAUACUUUGAUUGUUUGGUCAGAAGCAGAGAAUUAUGAUUUAGCCCUGAGUUUUCAAGAAAAAGCUGGCUGUGAUGAGAUUUGGGAAAAAAUUUGUCAGGUUCAAGGUAAAGAUCCUUCAGUGGAAGUCACACAGGACCUCAUUGAUGAAUCCGAAGAAGAGCGCUUUGAGGAAAUGCCUGAAACAAGUCAUUUGAUUGAUCUCCCUACUUGUGAACUCAACAAACUCGAAGAGAUUGCAGACCUAGUUACCUCAGUACUCUCUUCGCCCAUCCGUAGAGAAAAAUUAGCCUUGGCUUUGGAAAAUGAAGGCUAUAUUAAAAAAUUAUUGCAGCUUUUCCAGCUUUGUGAGAACCUAGAAAAUACUGAAGGCUUACAUCAUUUGUAUGAAAUUAUUCGAGGAAUUUUGUUCCUCAAUAAAGCAACUCUUUUUGAGGUGAUGUUUUCAGACGAGUGCAUUAUGGAUGUUGUGGGAUGCCUUGAGUAUGACCCUGCAUUAGCGCAGCCAAAAAGGCACAGGGAAUUUUUGACCAAAACAGCAAAAUUUAAAGAGGUCAUACCAAUAACAGACUCUGAACUUAGGCAAAAGAUUCAUCAGACUUACAGGGUACAGUACAUUCAGGACAUCAUCUUGCCAACGCCAUCUGUUUUUGAAGAAAAUUUUCUUUCUACCCUCACUUCUUUCAUUUUCUUUAACAAAGUUGAGAUCGUCAGUAUGCUGCAGGAAGAUGAAAAGUUCUUGUCUGAAGUCUUUGCACAACUAACUGAUGAAGCUACUGAUGAUGACAAAAGGCGUGAACUGGUCAACUUCUUCAAGGAGUUUUGUGCAUUUUCUCAAACAUUACAACCUCAGAACAGAGACACUUUUUUCAAAACAUUGGCAAAGUUAGGAAUACUUCCUGCUCUUGAAAUAGUAAUGGGCAUGGAUGAUUUGCAAGUCAGAUCCUCUGCGACAGAUAUAUUUUCUUAUCUGGUAGAAUUCAGUCCAUCCAUGGUCCGGGAAUUUGUAAUGCAGGAAGCCCAGCAAAGUGAUGAUGAUAUCCUCCUCAUCAACGUAGUCAUUGAGCAAAUGAUCUGUGACACAGACCCCGAGCUCGGAGGUGCUGUUCAGUUAAUGGGGCUCUUACGUACUCUAAUCGAUCCCGAGAACAUGCUGGCCACAGCUAAUGUAAGAAAAUGGAAAGGGAAAACUGAGAAAAGUGAAUUUCUCAAUUUUUUCUACAACCAUUGUAUGCAUGUUCUUACUGCUCCACUUCUGGCAAAUACAUCAGAGGACAAGAGUGACAAAGAUGCGGUAGUUGGAAGCAACAAGAGUAAUACAAUAUGCCCAGACAACUAUCAAACAGCACAGCUGCUUGCCUUAAUUUUGGAGCUGCUUACUUUUUGUGUGGAGCACCACACAUAUCACAUCAAGAACUAUAUUAUGAACAAGGAUUUGCUGAGAAGGGUCUUGGUCUUGAUGAAUUCAAAACACACUUUCUUGGCACUGUGUGCUCUUCGUUUCAUGAGGAGGAUAAUUGGCCUAAAGGAUGAAUUUUAUAACCGUUAUAUCACCAAAGGCAACCUCUUUGAGCCAGUUAUAAAUGCUCUUUUGGACAAUGGAACUAGGUACAAUCUGCUGAAUUCAGCGGUCAUUGAACUUUUUGAAUUCAUCAGAGUGGAGGAUAUCAAGUCACUUACUGCACAUAUAGUUGAAAACUUUUAUAAGGCACUUGAAUCCAUUGAAUAUGUUCAGACAUUCAAAGGACUGAAGACGAAAUAUGAGCAAGAGAAAGACAGACAAAGCCAGAAACUGAACAGCGUCCCAUCUAUACUGCGUAGCAACAGGUUCCGCAGAGAUGCUAGAGCCUUAGAGGAUGAUGAGGAAAUGUGGUUCAAUGAAGAUGAAGAAGAAGAAGGUGAAGCCGUUGUGCCCCCUGUAGAGAAAUCCAAGUCGGAGGAUGAUUUUCCAGAUAGUUACGAGAAGUUCAUGGAAACAAAAAAAGCAAAAGAGAGUGAAGACAAGGAGAAUCUCCCCAAAAGGACUUCAGCAGGUGGCUUCAAGUUCACUUUUUCCCACUCCGCCAGUGCAACUAAUGGAGCAAACAGUACAAACAGUAAAUCUGUAGCAGCUCAGACAUCACCGGCAAGUUCAAAUGGUUCCUCUUCCAAGAAUGCCAGUUUGACUGCAGCAGUCACAGCCACGAAGGGAAGCUUAGUGGGCCUUGUGGAUUAUCCAGAUGAUGAGGAAGAAGACGAAGAGGAGGAAACAUCUCCGAGAAAAAGACCUCGUCUUGGCUCGUAAAAAUCUUAAAACAAGCUCUGAUUUUGGGUGCUUAAACGCUGUGACUGUUUGAGCUAAAUAGUCUGACUCGGAAAGCUUUCUCCCUGGAAAAUACGCAAGACAAGGAGUAGCAAAAGAAAUUCGACUAGAAAGGUUUAGUUCUGAGAACACCAGACUUCCAAAGAAGCUAAUCUCUUUCUAGUCAACGAGUCUGCCAUUCAGGUGGCUAAAAAUGAAACUCGGAAUGGUGGGUUAGUAAUCAGCGCCUGGAUGACAGCUUGCCAGCAAAAGGAAAGUCUUGGGUUCUGUGAGGGGAUGGGGAUGGGAAAAGUAACCUUUUGAUAUUGCAGGGUUUUCCCCAUUUGUAUCCAAGCUAGAAGAAAAUUGUAAGGCUUCAGUUGCAAACCUAGUAACAUAACUUUGUAAUGGUGCUGUCCAUUGUGGGUUUUUUUUAGCAAUUGCCUCUUUGAUUCUUUCUUCCAUAAAAAUAAAUUCAGAAGUUGGGGACCACUUUUUGCACCAUCAGCCAAAUUAGAGGGAGUAGCACCCUGCUAUGUAGUGCAUGCUGAGUGGCAAUUUAUUAUUUUUUUUCCAACUCGGUAUUUUGGGAGGGGAAAAGAAGCUGGGUUCAAAGGAGGAUGACUAGAAGUUAAGAAGCUAUCCAGGAGAGUCAAUACCAAGGAUCAUCAGCUUUCAGAAGAAAAAAUUCUAGAAACCAUCAGUAAACCCUAGUACUUGAAAAGGCAUUAGUAUUGCAACUAGUAAUAUUGUUCUGUGGAAUCCAAGUUGGAGUCACUCCCUGCUAGAUUUAGAACAUGUUUUCCUUGAGCCAUCUGCCUUUCACAUUGGCGAGAGAGAGAGGGCUGCAUAAUGCUGCCAGAAGGUUGUGAAGCCUGCUAAAUUUGGGGGCAUAAUCAGUCAUUUUUUGACCAAUAGUGGCCCGGGGGCAGAGCCAGCAUGCAGCACCUUGAACUUAGGGGGUAGAGUACAAAGGUGGCUUCUUCACACAUUCCAUGUGUUUAAGUAAAUUUCAGAAGUACAUUAGGUAAAUGGAUGGAGGCAGCCAUUUUGAGACCUUUUUAUUUUCAGAGCAAGUGAACUGUAAAUAUUUUAAUGUUAGUUUGGCCAUAUAUGAUCUGAGAUCAUGCAGAAGAAAUUCCCCAAACUACAAAUGUGUCGAGAGUGAGAAUUAACUAUAAAACCAGCGGCAAUCCAACAUUGCAAAUCACUCUCGUAAUGUAUUAUGGGUCCAUUUCUCCUGGAACAAUUACUGACACAGUUUCCCUGUUUUGGAGAUUUUGUAGUUAAUUUUAAUUUUAGCUAUUGUUUGCAAAAGAUGGACUGUCUGUGUAGAUAUGAAGUAUAGUUUUUCCAUAAAACAGAAGUUUAUUUUGUAUUGGGGGGGGGGACCCACUGUACUUGUUUUACACCAUUUGUAUACAUGUGGUGAUAUUAAUGCUGAACUGUAAAAUUCAGGAAUUAAAAUGUGACCCUGUAAUUCCAUAAUUAUUGGUUUUGUUUGGUUUGUUGUAAAUGGUAAAUUAAUUCAGAUUUUGAAAUGUGGCCAUUUCAGAAGAUUUUAAUAAGAUUUGUACGAUUUAAUCAUUAUACACCACUGAAGCAAAUCUAGCAGAAAAAACAAAGAGUGCUUCUUGAUUUGAUUCAGUGUGGUGUGGUGACUGGCAGGUUAAUAUGCCCUAAAGGACAUAUCUCUCUGCUUUCUGGGGGCUCCAGGCAAUCAAGAAUGGGGCUUCCUUCUCACUCCUCCAAGCCAAGAUGUUCUUGUUGAAGGGAAGUGGUCAGGGAAACAAUGUGGCUGGCUCAACAGUGUUAUUGCUGUAGACUUGACCUCUUAUGUUCACUUUCUGUACUUCUGGUCUCUUUUUUCACUCCUCACAGUAACCGUUUUUUCUAAAUUUGGAUGGUUACCACUGGGGAAACUUAUUAUGUUCCAUUUCCCUUCACAGUGAAAUUCACCUGACCCCGUCACUGGGCUUUUUAAAAAGUCUCUGGAACGAGAGACCCAUAAAACAUUUGGGUACUCAUAAUUCUUCCAUCCUUUUUCAAAGACUGUUAUGAGCUUUAAGGACACGUGCAGACCAGCUCAUGAGUCACUUCUGUAGCAAAAAUCGGUGUUGCUUUUUAUAUUUAAUGUAAACAAUGGGAGGUGAUAUGUUGACAAAUAUUCAAACACUUUACCAUGCUGUGAAAGAUGAAGCUCCUUCUUUUUGAGUGAUAGUCUGCCUCAGGUGCACUCUUCCCUCCCACCUUUCCAGUUUGUAUGCUGGUUUGCAGCAGGACAGCCCACAUUUCAAAUGCCUGGGGCCCUUCAACCAAUUUUUUAAGAUAAAGAUUACAUCUGCCAACAUGUCUCAGUUAAAUACUAUUUUAAUAAAAAGUUACAUGAAAUGUG
Messenger RNA from Hemicordylus capensis (graceful crag lizard), 5456 nucleotides. It is a transcript of the gene PPP4R3B, whose product is annotated as protein phosphatase 4 regulatory subunit 3B. Gene Ontology annotation, biological process: protein dephosphorylation; DNA damage response. Gene Ontology annotation, cellular component: protein phosphatase 4 complex; nucleoplasm. Bases 584 to 3064 code for a protein of 826 amino acids. Gene Ontology annotation, molecular function: protein phosphatase activator activity. The transcript has 16 exons. Lineage: Eukaryota; Metazoa; Chordata; Lepidosauria; Squamata; Cordylidae. The record is from RefSeq and is a predicted model, not a curated record.